UAAACACUGGAUAAUCGUUUAUGUUUACAUUUGAGGAUAAAUGCUUCUAGUUCACGACACGUUGAAAGAAAAGGAAGUCAAUUUGACCUUUAUUAAUAACGAAAGAUUUCAGGCAGCGGCAUAUUAAGGAGGUCAAUGAGGGGAUAAGAUUACUACAAAUAAAAGGAGCAUUAUGGACGGGAAACUCUCUGUAAAUGACCAGAAACAAUUGGAGGAUUGGAUAGAACUUGGUCCCCGGCGGUUCGCCCUACUCUAUAGCAUCACACGAGAUGGUUGCUCCUCAUUUGCAUUCCACCAACGGUGUGACUACCAGGGUCCAACAGUCACCGUCUUAUACAACGAACAAGGCUCCGUCUAUGGUGGUUACACCUCGGCCAGUUGGUCAGGAAUCAAUGCCUCAACAAGAGACGACAGGGCAUUUCUGUUCCAGCUUAGAUAUUCUGGCGACCAUGCAGUUAGAAAAUUCUCUACAAAGAAUGCUUCUUACAGUAUAUAUUGUAGUUCAACGAAUGGGCCAAUGUUUGGUGGAAAUACAGGAUAUGAUCUGGACUGUUUCUCUGGCACCAUUAAACCAUCUGGUGAAUAUUUCAAACUAAACGGACGCUCUACCUUUGGAUCCAAUUACUCCAUGCUAGGAGUGUCAUCAUGGAAUGAUAUCAACAAUGGAAAUUUACAAGUUACAGGUUUAGAGGUAUAUAGCGUUGGAGUUCAGCCAUCAAGAACCACAAGCGUAUCAGUAGGAACAGAUGACAAGGAGCCGUCACCAUGGGGACAGCAACAGGAGUUCAACGAGGAGCUAAAACAGGAACUGUUGCAAGAAAUAGCGUCGUUGAAGCCAUGUCCUGAACUAGAACUCAAGGAUUACAGGGUGUUGCUUGUCGGUCCUGUAGGAGCUGGAAAAUCAAGUUUUGUCAACACCGUGUACUCCGCAUUUAAAGGCAGAAUUGUUCAGAGAGCGGCCUGUGGCGAACAAGGACAUAGCUUUACAAAAUGUUACCAGACCUUCCCUGUGCCUACAAAGAAGAAUGGUUCGCUCCAUAUCCGCCUGUGUGACACUCGAGGUCUGGAGCCAGAUCUGGGAAUCAACAUUAAAGAGUUUGACUACCUAAUUAAAAGUUAUGUAUCAUAUUUAUAUUCAUGUAUCGCAUUUAUAUUUUACAGUCAAUUAAAUUUCAGUUUCAUGCGGAGCCUUCCGUCUCUGCUAUUUUCGAAGAAGCCGAGCUUAGCGGACAAGGUUCAUUGUGUGGUAUUUGUCAUUGAUGCGUCAACUUUGGAUACACUCACCUCAGCUGUGGUGAACAAAAUGAAGGAGUUCGUAGAACUUGCUGCUAGAGAUAACAUAAAACAAGCUAUGCUGAUUACGAAGGUGGAUGUUAUUGACUACUACGUGAAAGAAAGUCCACUGCAUGCAUUGAAUAGCAAAAAGGUAGAAGACGCUGUUUCUAAAGCUUCUAAAAUGUUUGGCUUUCCGAGGUACAGUAUUCUGCCUGUUAAGAAUUAUGAGGAAGAGGCGGAGGUACGAGAAGAAGUGGAUAUUUUGGCUCUUCUUGCUUUGCGCAAAUUAUUGCACUUCGCAGAGGACUAUAUGGAUGGCAUUUUGAACGACAGGGGCAUUUUCCGGAACAUUUCAUCUUCUCUGAGUGCGAUUAAUUGGCACUGGAGACUGAAGCUGCAUCAGGAUCUGCCUGACCUUGAGAAGCACUCUGACUCUGAUUGAAAUGAUGCUAUAUAUAUAUCUGCCUGACCCUGAGGGGAACUCUGACUCUGAUUGAAAUGAUACUAUGUUCCAUCGUUUUGAUCGCCAUGCAUUAUAACUUAUUAUAAUUAUUUAUUGAAUUCCUUGAAACUUGUAUUGAAAUAGUCCUGAGGUAAACAGGAACAAUCGUAAGGAUGUUGUUUAAAGUUUAUACUAUUGGCACUGAUACAGCAAUUGACACUUGACCUGCGAAGAGGAAUGAUGUUAUUAUCAAUCCUUGAUAAACACACCUAGUUUUUUUACAGUAUAUAAUUAUGCACUGUGUUGUUUGUGGAGUUUUGUGCAGUUGUUCCAUCUUUCUUGGUUGUUAUUUUUUUUGUGUUCUAUGUCUUUGGUGUUUACCCUGUGCCAUUAAACGGGGUUUAUGUUUAAACGUUUGGCUACUGAGCCUGUACUUUUUCAUAUAUAUAUUGAAAAAAGGAGACAUGAAUAUUUCCUACUUAUGAAGGUCAAUCAUUAAACUCGCACAAUUCAUAAAGAAAGUACGCGAAUGAAUCAUCGAAGAGGACUCGUGUAUGCGGUUUAAUAUGUUUGCGGGAAACAGAAAAAAGCAGAACAUGAAGUUAAGAUUUAUUUUAUCAUUACAGCAGUAACAUUUUUGUUUCAUUUUAAUAGUAGUCGAUGCAACAUAAGUAGCUGUUAAGCGGAUCACAUAUUUUAUUGCGGUAUUUAUGCUUUAAAAUACGUUUGACUAUUCCUAAUAAUAUAUUUAUAACGGUAUUUUUGGAAAGCAAUCCUUAUGAAAAAAAGUAAAGCAAGCAUAUAUUUACUUGAUGCAUAUUCUUGGCAGCUGUGUUUCUUAUCGACCACGACAUAAGUCAGUAUCCUGCUAAACUUGUCGAGAUUUGAAGAAAUCCAGUAAAUCAUUUAAGUAGUAGGAACAAAGAAUCGGUGAUAAGCUCUCUGCCAUAAACCAAGGUUACUCACAAAGAAAUGUGACACAAAACAUAAUGAGGGAGUUAAAAUUGAAUAUUUUUAGACAACAUAAUUCACUACUUAGAUAUCCUGGUUUUGUUAUUCGCAGACGAAUUAUUACUAGGUGUUCAUGCAUUUUCAUUCAUAAUAUAUUCAUUUGUACCUGUUCUAUAUCAUUUCUUAUGUCUAUUUGUAUUGACAUUCAACAAUGUGAAUACUUUAGUGAAAUAAUGGCAGCAUGUAUUUCAGUAUAAUAUUAAUUUGUCUGUGUGCACUUAUGAAUGUCUUAUGUCCAAUGUCGUGCUAGCACAACAUUCAUUUUUGAGAUCCCAAUGACAUGUCGUGCCAGCACGACAUUCAUUUUUUAAUGUCCAAUGUCCAAUGUCUUGCUAGCAUAACAUCCGAUUAUAAAUAUCCAAUGCCGUGCUAGCGUGACAUUCAGUUUUGAAAUCCUGUCCAAUGUCCAAUGUCGUAUGUUUAGCUAACUUCACACAGCUAAUAAUAAACUAUAAGACUGAAUAGCAGAGAAGUUUUUCUCAACAAACCGGAAAUAGAAAAAUUGACAGCAAUAAUAUUGCGUGAGGAGUACCCCAAGGGUAGCUUCGUAAAUUACACCCAAUUCAAAAAGGGGGUUAUUAAAAAUAAAUUAAAAAAACUAAUAAAAUUCGUGAUCAUAGAAAAAUAUAUACUGUAGAAUUCUUUUUCUUUUUGGAACUGCUAAAGUAUAACAGUCCGUUUAUUAGAUAAUAAAAGCAACAAUGUCACAGGUAAUAAAGUAAUACAUAGACAAAGAUUUAAAAAAAAUAUAUACACUCAAAGUAUCUAUUGAAUGUACUUAAGGUUUUUUAUAAAGUCAUUUAGGAAUCGGUAAUUGACAUUUUGUAUUCGUAGGUAUGUUUCUAAAGCAAUCAGAUCGUAAUAUAAAUAAGACAAUAUGUUUAUGGGCUUCAUUCUCCGGUCGCAUAUGAAGUAUGUUUUAUAAAUACAGUAACAUAUUUGACUUAAAACAAUAUUCACACAGUUGUAUUCUUUUUGGUGUAUCUUAUAUCCUAUUACAAUAUAUUUGAUAUCAUUAAACAUUUUCUUUAUACCACAUUUUUUAAAUAAGGCAUUUAUCGUCGACCAAACAUUUGAUAAUGAAGAACAAUGGAUAAAAAAAUGUUGAUAAUCUUCAACUUCCUUGCAACACAUACACAGGGGACUGUCUCUCAAUUUCCAUGUAAAUAAAUUUAAGUUAGUCGCCACUAAAUUAUUUAAUAAUUUAAUUUUGAAUUGUUUAACUUUGUUGUCAACGAUAGAUUCAUGAACUAUAUAAUACCAUGAUUUCCACUCGAUACUUUCUUGUACACGUUUAUUCCAGUAUCUAUGGAUAUACGGUGUUUCGAAAAUUUGCCGGACAAAGAGCUGAUAUAUUUCCUUGUUUGUCAUUUCGUUAAUUAGUUUGUUCCCAAACCUUAUUAAAAGUUUUGAAUUGACAUUAGUAUUUAUUGAUUCAUUUGAU
Molecule: messenger RNA, 4172 nt
Organism: Mya arenaria
Lineage: Eukaryota; Metazoa; Mollusca; Bivalvia; Myida; Myidae
Product: interferon-induced protein 44-like
Exons: 7
Coding region: 173-1717 (514 amino acids)
Source: RefSeq, a predicted model, not a curated record